AUGACAUGCCUGAGCCCAGAUAUGCCAAUAUUCCGGAGUGGAAGAGCUUCAAACUGUUGUACCGGGAUUGCGCAAGUGAUUGACAAAAUGGGUGAGAACUCAGCUAUGGAAGAACAAGUUUCACCGCGUGCAGUUGCUGUCGAUUCCCCGUCCUCAAAAAUGCUCCAAUUCCUUCGAAAACAUUACGGAUUGACAAAUCCAAUAUUUGCCUCGAACAAUUAUGUGAUUUUUCCGGGAUUUUUCGAACAACAGAAACUGACCUCAAAUGUCGAAUUGAGUCGACUAUCCUCCGCCGAGGAAACUCCGGCUGCUGUUUUGAUCAAUUCACCAAGAACGAUCUCCCCGAAACAGACAAGCCCAUUGGAGCGAAGUAAUUUCACGAUUCCGCACACUAGAGUUCAUGCCAUGCCCACUAAACUGACCGUUAUUAAGCCGUACAAAGACGCGGAAGAACUUCCCGUCAUUCAUAAACCCAGUGAUAAUGUGGAACGGCCACAUGUGAGUUCCAAAGGUAAAACAAAUAUAAUUGUGGAUCCUUCAAAAGAACGAAAUCCGAACGAAUUUCCAAAGAGCGAGGUUUCUGACACGUAA
Molecule: messenger RNA, 591 nt
Organism: Echinostoma caproni
Lineage: Eukaryota; Metazoa; Platyhelminthes; Trematoda; Plagiorchiida; Echinostomatidae
Source: the annotation of a GenBank genome assembly